Messenger RNA from Cetraspora pellucida, 183 nucleotides. Lineage: Eukaryota; Fungi; Glomeromycota; Glomeromycetes; Diversisporales; Gigasporaceae. The record is from the annotation of a GenBank genome assembly.
AUGGAUGAUCCAAAUGCUGAUGCAGAAUGGAACGAUAUUCUUUGUGCUCGAGAAAUUCUUCCUCCAAAAGAGGGUCCGGCAGAAAUAGAAAUGCUAGAAGCCAUGGACCAAGCUGCCAUGGAAAAACAAGAUAAGCAUUUGGAUAAUAAACAUUGGAUGAAUUGGAAGAUGAAGAGAAUGAAC